AUGGCGGAGUGGUUGCAGUUGAAAAUUGUUCGUUUUGGCGAACUAAGUAGCAUAGAAGAAAGAAAGGAUAUUUUAUCUGAAAUAAAAAUUAAAUUGGGAAAUUUAAACAAUAGAGAAAGUGAACAAAUCGCUCGUAAUGUGGAUUUUAGUCAAUUGUUUAAUCACUUAACCUCGAUUGACAGAGAAUUUGUAGAUCAAGUAUGUGACAUUUUGAAGGCAUUGUUUGGCAUUUUAGAACCCGAAGAUGUAUAUGAAAGAUAUUCAACAGAAAUAUCUCAAUUGAUAAUUCAUCCAGCUGCUGUAGUUAGGUCACUUGUGUUACAUGAAAUUUUAUGUAUUGUUUCCGAUCCUUCAAAAAUACCUCUAAUACUUAGAGAUGUCAGUUUAAUGGUGGCUAUCAUAAAUAAAAUUGGGGAUGAUAAUUUAAUGGUAGCUAAAUGUGCAAUGUGUAUAAUGAAAGAAAUUGGUAAAAAUUCAAAUGGAUUACAAAUUUUAUAUACAGGUGAACCAUUAAGAAGUUUUGCUAGAUUAUUAGCAAAGAAUGAUACUAUUAGUUUUCGUAUAUAUGAAGUUAUUGUGGAUAUAGCAAAAUCUUCAAAAGAAGGUUUAGAAGCAUCUGCUCAAUCAGGAUUUUUAAAUAGUUUAUUUGAUACUCUUGAAAGUGAAGAUAUAUUACUACAAGUAAAUGCAUUAGAAAUUUUAACCCAAUUAGCAUUAACGGAAGAGGGAUUAAGUUACUUAGAGCAGCAAGAAGUUGUAAGAAAAUUGGUUCAGAAAAUAGCACAGGCCAAUGAGAAUCCAUUGUCAAAUUUAUUGAUACCUGGAUUAAUGAAAUUUUUUGGAAAUGUUGCUCGUUAUUGGCCUAAUGAAAUAUUUUCAAAAUACCCAGUUGUGGUUUCUGCAUUAUUUGAAGUAAUAGAAAGUGGAGAUCAAACUAUUCUUGGUGUUGCAUUAGAUACAUUGGGACAUGUUUCUAUGCGAGUUGAAGGUAAAUAUGCUUUACAAGACUUAAGAGAUGCCAUGCCAUGUGCAUUAAAAAAAAUUGCUGAAGUAAUACAAGGAAUGCCUACAGCAUUAAGAAUUCAUGCACUUAAUAAUUUGGCUCUCAUACUUGAUGUACAAAAAGCAGAACAGGACAACAGAAUCUUGUCUUUGACAAAAUCAUGGUUUGAUUCAAUGUGUGAUGAUCCAUUGGGUAUGAUUGUAGCAUUGUGUAGGCAACCAUUUGCAGAUAUUAGGCAAGCAGGUUUAGAGGUAAUGGCAGUUCUGGCAUCUCAAGUAUGGGGUCAAGAAUACAUAUCUUCUUAUCCAGGUCUUGUAGAAUUUUUAUUGGACAGGAAUAUUGAAUCUUUUAAAGAAUGUAAAGAAGCUAAAUAUGAAGUUAUAAAGCAGUUAGUUGAAGCUGAACAAGACAUAUUUGAUGCAAAUAUAAUGCAAAGGUUCAGAGACUUUGUAAAUCAAGGACCACAUUAUAAUGAAAUUGAUACAGAAGUUGCAAUAGAAGGAGGACUAUGA
Messenger RNA from Eufriesea mexicana, 1515 nucleotides. RefSeq names its product 26S proteasome non-ATPase regulatory subunit 5. Lineage: Eukaryota; Metazoa; Arthropoda; Insecta; Hymenoptera; Apidae. The coding region runs from base 1 to 1515 and encodes 504 amino acids. The record is from RefSeq and is a predicted model, not a curated record. Gene Ontology annotation, cellular component: cytosol. The transcript has 2 exons. Gene Ontology annotation, biological process: proteasome assembly.